CGGCAACGAAAUAUGGAGAGCGAGAGCUUGGAUUGCCGAGGAUGGACAUGAGCGACGACCCUUCAUCAAUAUACCUGUACUUUCAAUGCAUGUCAAGAACAAAUUGCAACGUGGUUCAUCCCUUGAAUAGCAGCAAAAUCAGCAUCAAAAGAGGCCAAGACCCAUCGACAUUCGCACAGGACUAACAGCUGACCAUCACGGCUACAAGCGCGAUGGCCUCCGGACAACCAUCCAUCCCCACGCACAUGAAAGCUCAACUCCUAGAAGCUUACAACACCCCAUAUGCCCUCAAAGAGAUCCCCGUUCCCGCUCUGACGAGCCCGAAUGACCUGCUCAUCCGCCUCGACGCAGCAGGCUACUGCCACACCGACGCCGUGAUAGCAGAAGGCGAAUGGGCGAACGUUCCCCGUCAGUUCCCACACAUUUCGGGGCACGAAAUCGCCGGCACGAUUGUUCGCAAAGCCUCACCCUCCUCCACCGCGGCUGACGAACUUCCCAUUGGCACGAGGGUUGCUUCUCCCGGCCGCGGUUACAACCCCUGCGGCGAGUGUUUCGAGUGCCGCGAUCCGGGCAACGAUUACGAAGGAUACUCGUUCUUUUGUCCCCGGUCUGUGAGCAAUGGUAGCAGCAAGCAUGGAGGAUUUGCAGAGUACGUUGUCGUGGAUGCGAGGCAGGUCGUGCCGCUUCCUGACGGACUGAGCGCGGUUGACGCCGCUCCUCUCAUGUGCGCUGGAGUCACGAUCUACAGCGCCUUGAAGCGUUGCAAUUUAUCCCCCGGCCAGCGAGUUGGUAUCAUUGGCUGUGGUGGUGGAUUAGGUCAUCUCGGCCUGCAAUUUGCGGAAGCCAUGGGACUGCGUGUGACGGGUGUUGAUGCCGCUCCGGGUGCCCUUGAACUUGCAAAGUCGCUGGGAACCAAGGCUCACAUCGUUGAUGCGAGGGCCACACCUGCUGAAGACUUGGUGCGCCAUAUCGGAAAAGAAGAUGGCAAGACCGACCGAGCCGACUUUGGUCUCGACGCAGUUCUCAUCCUCCCUGACACCCAGAAAAGUUUCGACUAUGGCACCACGCUCCUUCGCAACCACGGCUUGUGCAUUGUCGUUAGCUUCCUCGAGAGAGGCUUCCAGGUGUCUGCGAGCGACUUGGUGUUCAGAGACCUCACCAUCCGUGGAACGAUGCUGGGCACUCAUGAGACCCUUCACGAGACGGUCGAGUUUGCUGCAAAGCACAACAUAAAAUCCGUCAAGCAGACCUUCGCUUUGAACAAACUGGGAGACCUAGUCGAUCGGUACCGUGCUGGCGGAGGUGGAAAACUGGUACUUGACAUGUCGCUGUAAGGGUGGUUCUG
Neohortaea acidophila is the source of this 1345-nucleotide messenger RNA. RefSeq names its product chaperonin 10-like protein. Gene Ontology annotation, molecular function: zinc ion binding; oxidoreductase activity. Lineage: Eukaryota; Fungi; Ascomycota; Dothideomycetes; Mycosphaerellales; Teratosphaeriaceae. The record is from RefSeq and is a predicted model, not a curated record. Bases 213 to 1334 code for a protein of 373 amino acids. The transcript has a single exon.